Brettanomyces bruxellensis is the source of this 519-nucleotide messenger RNA. RefSeq lists its product as uncharacterized. Bases 1 to 519 code for a protein of 172 amino acids. The transcript has a single exon. Lineage: Eukaryota; Fungi; Ascomycota; Pichiomycetes; Pichiales; Pichiaceae. The record is from RefSeq and is a predicted model, not a curated record.
AUGGAAAAUGGCCUUAUGAAAUGCUUUUUGCAAUUUUUUGUCACAACCUACACGUUUUAUGACCCUCCAUCUGAACAAAUGAACGAAGAUUAUACUUUGGUGAAUGACUUUUUUGAUAUAUUAAAAGUGAUUUCCGAUAAUACGAAGCAUACAAAGCCAUUGAAUUUAACUUCCUUGUUUAAGCAUGCUGCGGCUAUGUUUGUUAAAGAGUUUGAUAACACGUAUGAGGAACCCUCACAAUUUGUUUCACGAUUAAAAUUUCUUCUAUUGAAGCUUCGUGAUUUUAAAGAUAUGAUAUGCGUUGAGAUGCGAAUGCAUAUUGAUCCUUUACUGUGUUCCAUAUGUAAGGGAUGCUUGACUUCGAAUUUUGCAAAACAAAACUUCUUGGAAAUAAUUUUUGAAGACGUUAUAGAAUUUAGGUUUCAGGUUGAAUUUGUCUAUAGUGUACAAGAAAAGUACCGUUUGAAUUUGCAUGCUUGGGAGUCAACUAAGAGUUUCAUUGAAAAAAAGCUACAAUAA